AUGUUGGCCUCCCGUCAGGUUUUGGGCCACGUCGCCCGGAGCCGUGCCGCCCUCGGCUCCCUGGGCCUGCGACGAUGCAUGGCCACCGUCACAGACUCUCCUCUUGACCGCAAGGUCAAGCAGAACAACUGGGAAGAGGGCAACUUCAUCAACUACAAGAAGAUGUCUGAGAACCUUGCCAUUGUCCGCAGCAGGCUGAACCGACCCCUCACAUACGCAGAGAAGAUCCUGUACUCCCAUCUGGACGACCCAGAAGGCCAGGACAUCAACCGUGGCAGCUCCUACCUCAAGCUGAGGCCAGACCGUGUCGCCUGCCAGGAUGCCACCGCACAAAUGGCCAUCCUCCAGUUCAUGUCCGCCGGUAUGCCCUCCGUGGCAAAUCCCUCCACCGUCCACUGCGACCACUUGAUCGAGGCCCAGAUCGGUGGUGAGAAGGAUUUGGAUCGCGCCGUCAGCAUCAACGAGGAGGUCUACAACUUCCUUUCCUCCGCCUGCGCCAAGUACAACAUCGGUUUCUGGAAGCCCGGCUCUGGUAUUAUCCACCAGAUUCUGCUCGAGAACUACGCUUUCCCUGGUGGUCUCCUCAUCGGUACUGACUCUCACACCCCCAACGCUGGUGGUCUUGGCAUGUGCGCUAUUGGUGUUGGUGGUGCCGACGCCGUCGACGUUAUGGCCAACCUGCCCUGGGAGCUUAAGGCCCCCAAGAUCAUCGGUGUCAAGCUGACCGGCAAAUUGAAUGGUUGGACUUCGCCAAAGGAUAUCAUUCUCAAGGUUGCUGGUAUCCUCACCGUCAAGGGUGGCACUGGAAGUAUUACCGAGUAUUUAAUCCUCACUACGAGAAGUACCACCCCCACCAAGGCUGUCCUCAAGCACCUUGCCGCCUCCUUGCCUCUGUAUUUCGCGCCUGGUCUUCUCAAGGUCCUCACCAAGAGCACUCCUCCAACCGUCAAAGAUCUGAAGCGGAUGACCGAGGAGCAGCUCUCCCGCAAUGUUCGGAGAGCCUUGGCUCAAGGAUGCAACAUCACCCACAAGUUCUGCUUGUGCUGGGCACCUCUUCCAUCUGCUGCUCAGAGACCAAUGUUUCGAGCUGUCUUCAUCGCACUUGAGGCUGCCUUCUCCUUCAUGUUCUGGGCAUACGACACGAAAAAGGACUACUCCAUGCCUCAGAUGCUGCUGUGGCCUGUCGAGGCCUUCGAGUACGAUGGUCUCUGUUCCCAUAUCGCUCUGAGCGAAGCCAUUCCCGGCAAGCAUGAUCUCACUCCUGAGGAGCGAGUAAUCUUUGAAGCCGAAAUGGAACAUCGACAAAAGCUGCUCAAACAGAAAUCCCACCAGAAGAUCAAGGCCAAGGAUCCCGAGGCCUUUAAUGCCAAAGGUGCCGCAGUCAUGCGAAAACUCAGAAAGAAGAAUCCCGAUAGGAUCAAGGCGAACAUCAAGAGACAUCGGGCCAAGAACGUGGCGGAGAAGAAAUUUCACUGCGCCUUCUGUAACAAGGGUUUCGCCGACAAGUCGAAGUUGGAGCGUCAUAACAAUUCUCAGGCGCAUCGUGAGCUUGCAGGACUACCACGGCAACCAGUCGUCAAGGACAAAUACGCUCUCACCAGAGAUCGUGUCAAGUUUGCGGCGACGAAGAAGAAAACCAACGCAAAAGCCGUGGCGGAGAAGAAGUUCUACUGCACCUUCUGCGACGCAGCGUGCCCCGACAAGAGCAAGUUGGAUCGCCACUACAACACCAACAAGCGUCGUGACCGUGUGGCCUUCCUGGAUUCGCUGGGUCCCGGUGUCGAUAGCGUUUCUGCAACAGGAAUGGCUACAGUGUGCAAUAUGGGUGCGGAGAUCGGUGCGACAACUUCAGUCUUCCCCUUCAACGACCGCAUGUACGACUACCUCGCAGCCACCAAGCGCAAGGACAUUGGUGACUUCUCCCGCGUCUACGCCAAGGAUCUGCGCGAGGACGAGGGCGCCGAGUACGACCAGCUGAUCGAGAUCAACCUGUCCGAGCUCGAGCCUCACAUCAACGGUCCCUUCACCCCCGAUCUGGCCACUCCCAUCUCCAAGUUCAGCGAGGCUGUCAAGGCCAACAACUGGCCCGAGGAGCUCAAGGUCGGUCUGAUCGGAUCUUGCACCAACUCCUCUUACGAGGACAUGUCCCGCGCUGCCUCUAUCGCUCAGGAUGCCAUGGCCCACGGUCUGAAGGCCAAGUCUGCCUUCUUCGUCACCCCUGGCUCCGAGCAGAUCCGUGCCACCAUUGCCCGCGACGGUCAGUUGGAGACUUUCGAGGAGUACGGCGGUGUUGUCCUGGCCAACGCCUGUGGUCCUUGCAUUGGUCAAUGGGAUCGCCGUGACGUCAAGAAGGGCGAUGCCAACUCGAUCAUCUCCUCCUACAACCGAAACUUCACCGGCCGAAACGAUGGCAACCCUGCCACUCACUCUUUCGUGACUUCUCCUGACCUGGUCGUCGCCAUGACUGUUGCUGGAUCGCUGUCCUUCAACCCUCUGACCGACAAGCUCAAGGACAAGGAUGGCAACGAGUUCACGCUGAAGGCUCCCACCGGUGAUGGUCUUCCCACAAGGGGAUACGACCCGGGCAUGGACACCUACCAGGCCCCUCCCGCCGACCGAUCCACCGUCACCGUUCAGGUUUCUCCUUCCUCGGACCGUCUCCAGGUCCUCGAGCCUUUCAACGAAUGGGACGGCAAGGACUACGUUGAUGCCCCUAUCCUGAUCAAGACCCAGGGCAAGACCACCACCGACCACAUCUCUAUGGCUGGCCCUUGGCUGAAGUACCGUGGCCACUUGGACAACAUCUCCAACAACAUGCUGAUUGGUGCCAUGAACGCCGCCAACGGCGAGGCCAACAAGAUUCAGAACUUUACCAACGGCUCAUGGGAUGCCGUGCCAGCUGUUGCCCGUGACUACAAGGCCAAGGGUAUCAAGUGGGUUGUCAUCGGUGACUGGAACUACGGUGAGGGUUCUUCUCGUGAGCACGCUGCUCUGGAGCCCCGUCACCUUGGUGGAGUUGCCAUCAUUACCCGAUCCUUCGCCCGUAUCCACGAGACCAACCUGAAGAAGCAAGGCAUGCUGCCAUUGACCUUCUCCAACCCUGAGGACUACGACAAGAUCCCCACGGAUGCCAAGGUUGACCUCAAGGCCACCGAGCUCGAGGUUGGCAAGCCUCUGACCAUGGUCGUCAAGCCCAAGGACGGCAAGCCAUUCGAGGUCAAGCUGUCGCACACCUUCAACGCUGGCCAGAUCGAGUGGUUCAAGAACGGCAGUGCUCUUAACACCAUGGCCAAGGCCAACAAAUAA
Molecule: messenger RNA, 3306 nt
Organism: Diaporthe citri
Lineage: Eukaryota; Fungi; Ascomycota; Sordariomycetes; Diaporthales; Diaporthaceae
Exons: 9
Coding region: 1-3306 (1101 amino acids)
Biological process (GO): tricarboxylic acid cycle
Cellular component (GO): cytosol; mitochondrion
Molecular function (GO): aconitate hydratase activity; 4 iron, 4 sulfur cluster binding
Source: RefSeq, a predicted model, not a curated record